UUACAGAAACUCAUCCAAGAAUGUUUAAAGCAGUUGGCAACCAAGAAGCAGCAGCAAGUUGGUAACAUAACCCAGAUAGAAGAUGCUGCCGAGAAGCUCAAGGCUCAUGCAGAGUCAAGCAAAACCUGGCUGGUGGGGAAAUUCACUGAACUCAGAUUACUACUUGAUGAAGAGGAAGUGCUGGCCAAGAAAUUCAUUGAUAAAAACACACAGCUCACUCUCCAGGUGUUCAGGGAGCAAGCUGAAUCUUGCGAGAAGCAAAUUGAUGUCCUGAACGAUCUCUCCAACAGGGUCUGGAGUAUCAGCCAGGAGCCCAAUCCUGUGCAACUGCUUCAGGCGUACACGGCCACCGAGCAGGAGGUGCAGCGGCAGAUGCAUCUCGGGGAGCUGUGCCACCCCGUGCCCCUCUCCUUCGAGCCCGUCAAGAGCUUCUUUAAGGGCCUUGUGGAAGCCAUGCAGAGCACAUUACAGACGCCACUGGAUGCGCGCCUUAAGGAAAACAUGGACUGCCAGCUCUCGGGCUCCUCCAGCGCCAAGCCUGGUACGUUGUUGAAAACAAACUCCUCACCAGAGCGAUCGCUCUUCUUAAAAUACGGCCAGCGCAGCCGCCUGCGGCCCCACGACGACCCCGACCGGCUCGGCGUCUUCCUGGACUACGAGGCUGGCGUCCUCGCCUUCUAUGACGUGACGGGAGGCAUGAGCCACCUGCACACCUUCCGGGCCGCCUUCCAGGAGCCGCUCUACCCGGCCCUGCGGCUCUGGGAAGGAGCCAUCAGCAUCCCCCAUCUGCCCUAGGGGCCAGGGCUGGAGUGACCGCUCCCAAGCGCUCCUUCCGCCUGCAGCCGCUCUGGUCUCAAAUACCCCAGAUCUAUUGAUCUGAUCAGUAGGCUGAUCUACUCGCUGCCUGCCUUCUAAGCCCCUGUCCCUGCCCCAGGCCU
Galeopterus variegatus (Sunda flying lemur) is the source of this 938-nucleotide messenger RNA. It is a transcript of the gene TRIM14, whose product is annotated as tripartite motif containing 14. The annotation marks the transcript as partial. The record is from RefSeq and is a predicted model, not a curated record. Gene Ontology annotation, molecular function: protein binding. Lineage: Eukaryota; Metazoa; Chordata; Mammalia; Dermoptera; Cynocephalidae. The transcript is spliced from 5 exons.